Molecule: messenger RNA, 459 nt
Organism: Dentiscutata heterogama
Lineage: Eukaryota; Fungi; Glomeromycota; Glomeromycetes; Diversisporales; Gigasporaceae
Source: the annotation of a GenBank genome assembly
AUGUGGCGUUGGAAAACAGAGAAACUAAAACAAGAAUUAAAAAAUUAUAAUAUUGGUUUUGAGGCAAAUACAAUAUGUUCUGAAUUAAUCACUUUAUUGAAUAAUUAUUUGUAUUCAGAAAUGAUAGAUUUUGAGAAGAUUCAAGAUAAAGAAAAUGAAAAUAUUGACUUUAUUAGGCCAUCUGCUAUGAAUAUAGACAGAAGAGGAGGAAAAUGUAUCUUGCCAAAUAUAGUAUCUGCACUCAAAACUUUCUUUAUGGCUAGUCAAUUAGAUCAAAGUAAUAGAUUUAUGGCAAAGGAUAUGGUUAACAGAUUACAAGAAAUGGUAAAAAAUGAUAAAAUUUCUGAAAAUGACAAAAUCUCUACAGAACAAGCAGUAAAAUCUUGGAUCAGUAGAUUUUCUAAAUCUUCAAAAGAAUUAUCAGCUUCAGAGGUUUUAACAUCAGAGACUUCAGCAUAA